Molecule: messenger RNA, 1578 nt
Organism: Scomber japonicus (chub mackerel)
Lineage: Eukaryota; Metazoa; Chordata; Actinopteri; Scombriformes; Scombridae
Gene: esrrga
Product: estrogen-related receptor gamma a
Exons: 9
Coding region: 1-1578 (525 amino acids)
Biological process (GO): regulation of DNA-templated transcription
Cellular component (GO): nucleus
Molecular function (GO): DNA-binding transcription factor activity; nuclear steroid receptor activity; sequence-specific DNA binding
Source: RefSeq, a predicted model, not a curated record
AUGGAUUCGGUAGGACACCCGUUAUCCGAGUGUUUUUUAAUGCACUCUGAACAAGAAAUGAACUUAUCGAAGGGGCCAUUGGUGAACAGCAGCAGUGAAGAUAACUCCAAGUCAGCUUAUGGUAAAUGCGGCGCUGGCGCCUGGAGGAUGCACCAGAGCUACGAUCCACUGGAGGCCAACCACAUGAGAGACGCACAUGCCCUCUACAACCCCAGGCUUCUCUGCAGAAUGUCCAGUAAGGAGCGCCACCUUGAGUCCAACUGUCCGUCCUCUUAUAUAAAGACUGAGCCGUCUAGUCCUGCAUCCCUGACUGACAGUCUAAACCAUCACUCCCCUGGUGGCUCCAGUGACGCCUCAGGCUCCUAUUCGUCCACGAUGAACGGUCACCCCAAUGGCUUAGACUCCCCGAGCCUUUAUGGCUCCAACACAGGGCCCCUGGGUCCUGCAGGUGGCCCCGGAUCAAAGCGCUAUGAGGACUGUUCAUCAACUAUUGGGGAAGAUUCACAGAUAAAGUGCGAGUACAUGUUGAAUUCAAUGCCCAAGAGGCUGUGUCUGGUGUGCGGGGACAUUGCAUCAGGGUACCACUAUGGAGUGGCAUCCUGUGAGGCCUGCAAGGCCUUCUUCAAACGUACCAUCCAAGGCAACAUCGAGUACAGCUGUCCAGCCACCAACGAGUGUGAGAUCACCAAGAGGAGACGCAAGUCGUGCCAGGCCUGCCGCUUCAUGAAGUGUCUGACUGUGGGCAUGCUGAGGGAGGGUAAGGGAAAAGGUGUUCGUCUGGACAGGGUUCGUGGUGGAAGACAGAAGUAUAAGCGCCGGAUAGAUGCAGACAACAGUCCAUACCUGAACCCACAGCUGGCUCUGCCUCCCAAGAAGCCAUUUGCCUUUGGCUGCCUUGCAGAUAACAAAAUCGUGUCUCACCUGCUGGUGGCCGAACCAGAGAAGAUUUACGCCAUGCCUGACCCUACAGUACCAGACAGCGACAUCAAGGCCCUGACUACGCUGUGUGACCUGGCGGACAGAGAGCUAGUGGUCAACAUCGGCUGGGCCAAACAUAUCCCAGGUUUCUCUACGCUGUCUUUGGCAGACCAGAUGAGUCUACUGCAAAGUGCAUGGAUGGAGAUCUUGAUCCUGCGUGUUGUGUACCGCUCACUGUCCUUCGAAGACAAGUUGGUGUAUGCUGAGGACUACAUAAUGGAUGAGGACCAGUCAAAGCUGGCUGGACUUCUGGACCUGAACAAUGCCAUCCUUCAGCUGGUCAAGAAAUACAAAACGAUGAAGCUAGAGAAGGAAGAAUUUGUCACUCUCAAGGCCAUUGCUUUGGCUAACUCAGACUCCAUGCACAUUGAAGACGUGGACGCAGUGCAGAAACUCCAGGAUGUGCUCCAUGAGGCCCUGCAGGACUACGAGGCUUCCCAGCACCAGGAGGAUCCCCGCCGGGCGGGCAAGCUGCUCAUGACCCUCCCCCUGCUCCGCCAGACCUCCACCAAGGCUGUACAGCACUUCUACAGCAUCAAGCAGGACGGCAAAGUCCCAAUGCACAAACUCUUCCUGGAGCUGCUGGAAGCCAAGGUCUGA